This is a messenger RNA of Xylaria bambusicola, 1826 nucleotides long. RefSeq names its product galactosyl transferase GMA12/MNN10 family-domain-containing protein. Gene Ontology annotation, biological process: protein N-linked glycosylation. Gene Ontology annotation, cellular component: Golgi membrane. The record is from RefSeq and is a predicted model, not a curated record. The transcript has 3 exons. Gene Ontology annotation, molecular function: glycosyltransferase activity. Lineage: Eukaryota; Fungi; Ascomycota; Sordariomycetes; Xylariales; Xylariaceae. The coding region runs from base 383 to 1759 and encodes 458 amino acids.
CUACCAUCCCAAACUCAGAUCUAUCAAGGAAAGCUUCCGGUUUUAUAGAUAGAAUUCAACUAAUACAUCGAUACCACAUUACUUCCCCAUCAUCUUCGAUAUUCAAUCUGCAACCAACGGCGUGUUCUCGUCCUCUUCUCGUUCGACGACUCCUGAAUUACACCCAUCGAGAAUCAUCUCCCAUCUCGAGGCGAAUCCAAUUCGUUUAGAAUCACUGUACAUUACGUUGCUUAGCAGGCCCUCCUGCCGAUCACCUGCGACCCCAGCUGGGCCCGAUUCUACGUCCGCCGACAAUCUAACACUAAGCUAUCUCUAUAUCAGCCGCUCAUUUUCACAAUUUUCUACCCACAAGAUCUCCGUCGCAGGCAUACCACGUACGCCUAUGUCCCUAAGCCGGAGUCCCUCGCCGAUUCCGGGUGGUGGUUGGUCCUCGCCUGGUUUAGAUAUCACCUCCAGCGGUCGAUCAACUCCAGCCAAAAUGACAUUUUCUGGCUCAAAUGUAGGGGCCAUUACAUGGGAAUCCGCGCGCAUGAAGUCUCGGGGUGUCACAAGUUAUCCAUCCUUUUCAACACAAAACCAAGGCUUUUUUACUCGCCAUAUGCGCCGAAUAUCUAGCAGUCUACCAUCGUUCUCUACCAAUAAUGAUGAGGUUGCUGCGGAAAAGAACAAGUUCAAGCCAGUACGGUGGAGAAUACCUCUGUUGGGUCGCAUACGAGCCUUCUGGGCGCGAAUGGGUAGACGAUGGAAGGUCCGUGCCUUUAUCGCCGCUAUUAUUCUGGCCUUUUAUAUUUUAUUCUACAUCACACCUCUAUACUACUACUGGAGGAGAACCAGCUGGCUGGGAGGUGGUCAGAAGUUUGUCAUCAUCCUUGCGGCCAACGUUGGUGGUGGUGUUAUGGAAUGGAAAGGUGCAAGAGAAUGGGCAAUUGAGAGAGACAGCGUGCGGAAUAAACGAAAAUAUGUGGCCCGGUGGGGUUAUGAGCUUGAAAUUGUUGACAUGAGCAUCAAAAAGCGUUAUGCUCACGAAUGGCGAGAAAGCUGGGAGAAGGUGGACAGCAUAAGGAACAGCUUCAAGAAAUACCCAAAGGCCGAAUGGAUCUGGUGGCUAGAUCUCAAUACUUUCAUCAUGGAACCCUCUUACUCGCUCCAGAGCCAUAUCUUCAACAAUCUGCAAAAGCAUGUAUAUCGAGACAUUAAUGAAUUCAACCCACUGAACCUCACGCAUCCGAUUCAAGCCAACUACCUCGACCCCGAGGCUCUCAGCCCUGUUGGGGAUGGGAAUAUUAACUCAGUCAACAUGAUGCUCUCUCAAGAUUGCGCAGGGUUCAAUUUGGGGUCCUUCUUCGUCAGGAGAAGCGAGUGGACAGAUCGGUUAUUGGAUAUAUGGUGGGACCCAGUAUCUUACGAGCAGAAGCAUAUGGAAUGGGAGCACAAAGAACAAAGUGCGUUGCAACAACUCUAUACAACUCAGCCGUGGAUUCGAAGCCAUACUGGAUUCCUUCCUCAGAGGAUGAUCAAUAGCUUUCCGACCGGAGCCUGCAACGCUAAUGGCAACGAUACGCGCAUUCAUUACGAUCAGAAUGAUAGGGACUUCUUUGUCAACAUGGCAGGUUGCGAGUUUGGGCGCGACUGUUGGGGUGAAAUGUACAACUUCCGCGAACUCAGCUACUACCUCAACCGAAAUCCCUGGGAGCGUUUCAAGGAGGAUCUAAUAGCAGUCAUCUGGUUUAAACUAACAGGCCAGAGGGUGAGAUUAUAGUACUGUUUUAACGAUUGUGCAUAUCCCAGGCCACUUCGCCAUAGUGUUUAUAAUCAUUCCAACUGCU